Drosophila biarmipes is the source of this 370-nucleotide messenger RNA. RefSeq lists its product as uncharacterized. The record is from RefSeq and is a predicted model, not a curated record. Lineage: Eukaryota; Metazoa; Arthropoda; Insecta; Diptera; Drosophilidae. The transcript has a single exon. The coding region runs from base 60 to 347 and encodes 95 amino acids.
UAUUGUCAAGUUAAGGUUGAAAAUUCUCUAAAUUUAUACAUUUAGACAGUCCAAAUUUUAUGUUUCUUUCUUCUUUUAAAAUGGUGUGCCGCUUCAAUCCAUUUUAUAUUGGGCCCACGCCCCCUAGCUGCUGCACGGACCUAAAACCCGAAUGCGACUGCCCACCGUGCUCACCAGAUACAGGGUAUCAGGAGCCUCGACCCGUGCACGAGGAGUGCAACAAGGGUGUCUCCAAAAAAGAAACCAAGGAGAGCAAGUGCAAUCCACCCUGCAUAGAAGCCCCCAAGAAGGAAAAGAAGGAAAAGUCUAAGAAGUCCGAAAAAACAGAUAGCAAAAACAAUAAAUAAAAUUACUUUUUAAUAGAAAUGUA